Messenger RNA from Scleropages formosus (Asian bonytongue), 1368 nucleotides. Its product is annotated as C-C chemokine receptor type 8. The record is from RefSeq and is a predicted model, not a curated record. Gene Ontology annotation, cellular component: membrane; external side of plasma membrane. The transcript is spliced from 3 exons. The coding region runs from base 130 to 1173 and encodes 347 amino acids. Gene Ontology annotation, biological process: immune response; calcium-mediated signaling; cell chemotaxis. Gene Ontology annotation, molecular function: C-C chemokine binding; C-C chemokine receptor activity. NCBI's taxonomy places the organism in Eukaryota, Metazoa, Chordata, Actinopteri, Osteoglossiformes, Osteoglossidae.
CGACAAUGAGAACACCUUACAGGAAAUUUACUUAUGUCACAACAAGAAAAACGCAAACCUUUUCCAUCACUAGAAUUCAAGCUUCGUUGUAACUUUACAUCAAACACAAAAUAAUGUUUGGCAGACACCAUGGCUGAGGAGCAGAACUUUACUGACAUUAUAAUGAAUACCAGUGAAACUGUUACUGAGGAUUAUUAUUUCGAGUAUCCCACCACCUGUAGUAUGGAUGUCUCCUCCACAAUGGGCUCUGCUUUAAAGCCCAUCUUACUUUCUAUUGUGUUUGUCCUGGGUUUGACUGGCAACAGCAUGGUGCUGUGGAUUCUCAUCGUAUUCAUCAAGCUGAAGAACGUCUCAGAUAUCUGCCUCCUGAACCUGGCCGUGUCUGACUUGAUGGUCACACUCUCCUUGCCAAUAUAUGCCUACCAGUCAGCAGGUCAUGAGUUUGUGAGCACUAUCCUUUGCAAGACCAUCACUUGCAUCUAUCAGGUGGGCUUCUACAGUGGGGUCUUUUUUGUAACACUAAUGGGCAUCGACCGUUAUCUGGCCAUUGUGCAUGCUGUGGCCACCAUGAGGGUAAGAACGAUGAGGAAUGGCAUGGCAGUGAGCAUCGUCAUCUGGUUGGUGGCCUUCUGUAGCGCACUCCCAGAGGUGAUCUUCUCAGGCACAAAUGAUGAAGAAGGUUCAUUCAACUGCGCACCAAAUUAUCCUGGGAAAACCUGGAAACUAUUCCGGAACUUUCGAGAAAACAUAGUUGGCCUCUUCAUCUCUCUCCCCAUCAUGAUGUUCUGCUACAUCAGCAUCCUAGUGGUGCUAAUGAGGUCUCGGAACUCUAAAAAGCAGAGAGCCAUGAGACUCAUCCUCACCAUCGCCCUCCUGUUUGGGGUCUUUUGGGUCCCCUACAAUGUGGUUGUUUUCCUUGAGUCCCUGCAGCAGCUGAACAUUGGAAACACCUGCGAAAACUCAGUGCGAAUCACCUUUGCCAUAAGUGCAACGGAGACUGUCGUGCUGGCUCACUGUUGUAUCAACCCGAUCAUAUAUGCGUUUGUGGGAGAGAAGUUCAGAAAGAGCUUGAAAAUCAUGUUUUCCAAAGUGCCGAUUUGUGGAUAUCUCUGCAAACAGCAGCCUAUUCAUGCAAAAAAUUCUGAAAAUGAAACAACCAACACUUCUGUAUAACUUUGAUGCUUAUACAACCUUCGAACCCCAGACACACCGAACUUGCACAGUAUGUCUUAAGAGAUACGAGCAGGUAUAACAUCCAAUACAGAAAUGUGCAACUUGCAAUGUACAUAUGAAAUUUUCCCUAAAUAUGUUAAUAUGUAUAUAUUUUCUACUUAUUUUAGACAUAUUAUCAUGCAUUUAUGCACUGUU